Fragaria vesca subsp. vesca is the source of this 1852-nucleotide messenger RNA. RefSeq names its product probable serine/threonine-protein kinase NAK-like. Gene Ontology annotation, molecular function: protein kinase activity; ADP binding; ATP binding. The coding region runs from base 43 to 1674 and encodes 543 amino acids. The record is from RefSeq and is a predicted model, not a curated record. The transcript has 8 exons. NCBI's taxonomy places the organism in Eukaryota, Viridiplantae, Streptophyta, Magnoliopsida, Rosales, Rosaceae. Gene Ontology annotation, biological process: protein phosphorylation; defense response to fungus.
AAGGAUGGUGUGUCCAAGCGUGUCGAGUGUGGUAUCACUGGUAUGGAGCAAAAUCAAAAUCAAACUCAAACUGAAGGUUGGUGUCCUGUACAGGAUCCCUGUUCUCUCACGCUGGGGUUUGAUGUCCUGGACGUGUCGGGAGAAAUGAAGAAGGAAGAGACAUUGAUUUCUGAAUUGGCGCUCAAGCAAAUUGAAGGGAGUGGCAGUGUGGUGAAAAAUCAAGUUGCAGUUAAAGGGAUAUCCGGGAAUCACAGCAGGAACGACAUAGUUUGCAACACGAGCAGCAGUGCAGGAGGAAGUCAAUGGUGGAAGGCAGAAGAGACAGAUGAGUUGCAGACUGAUGAGGAAAGUCUGGAGACGUCUGUCUUAAGGCGUUUCACAUUUGAAGAGAUGAAAGUUGCUACUGGGAAUUUCAGGUCAGAUGGAAUAAUUGGCUUGGGAGCCUCUGGUAGCGUUUUCAAGGGUUGGGUUGAUGAGAAGACGCUUGCACCUUCUAAGGUUGGCUCUGGCAUGCCUGUUGCUGUCAAGAAGCUGAAUCCACAAAGUAUGCUAGAUUUUGAAGAUUGGAAGUCAGAGUUGAACUUUCGACGAAGGACUUCUCACCCCAAUCUUGUCAAGCUAUUGGGUUACUGUCGUGAGGAAAAGGAGAUGCUCUUUGUUUAUGAUUUCAUGCCUAAUGGUAGCUUGGAAGAUCAUCUUUUCAGAAGGAGCCCUGGCAUUGAGACACUAUCUUGGAACAACAGACUUGAAAUAGCUUCUGGAGCAGCUCCAUGCCUAGCCUGUAUACAACGUUCUGAGAAACAAAUUAUCCACAGUGACAUUGAUGCUCGUAACAUUUUACUUGAUGCUUCUAAUAUCUUGCUUGAUGGGGCAAGUUCUCAAGCCCCAAAAGAUAUGCUUGAUGAGAGUCAUAAUGCAAGCAUAGUCUCGGAUUAUGACUUGAUGCCCCAUGCAAGCUUGGAGGAUCACCUUUUUGAAAGAAGCCCUGGCAUGGAAUCCCUAUCUUGGAACAGAAGACUGAAUAUAGCUAAUGGAAUAGCUCGAGCCUUAUUACAUUUACACAGUUAUUCACAGAAGCAAGUUGUCCACAAUGACCUUAAGGCAUCUAAUAUCUUGCUUGAUGGGAAUUACAAUGCAAAACUCUCAAACUUUGGAUUAGAAAGACUUGGGCAAACCGGAGAACUGCCACAUCAAUCAACUUGUCCCAUAGGACUUUAUAUUGAUCCAGAGAAAUUGACAACAGGUCACUUCAAUCACAAGAGUGAUGUAUACGGUUUUGGUGUUGUACUUCUUCAAUUGCUAACAGGGCUACAGACCGCAGAUAGAAUUCCUACUAGAAAAUGGCAGAAUCUGGUUGGGCUACAGACCGCAGAUAGAAUUCCUACUAGAAAAUGGCAGAAUCUGGUUGAAUGGGCAAAACCGCUACUCGAGAAUCAAAGACUUUUCAAAACCAUCAUGGACGUGCGGAUAAAGGGCCAAUAUUCCUCCACGGCAGCAUUUGGAGUAGCACAAAUAACUCGAAAAUGCCUAGCAACAGAUCAGGAAAGCCGACCUUCCAUGAAAGAAGUUGUGGAGGAACUGGACCAAAUUCAGGCAUUAGAUGAAAGAAUAGAGCAAGCUAAACCACUAGACCGCCGAUGCCAAGAUUUGUGUCAUCGCUGUAAUAGAGUUUAGGAAAAGAUUAAUUAUAUGUAGUCAAGAUUGUAAUUAUUGUAGGAUUACUUUCCUAAGUUAGCCCGUGUAAAAUAGGGUUAGAUUUGUAUAUAUACCCUCCUUGUAUGAAUAAUAAGAAUGUAGAUAAUUUGUAUAUAAUUAAAUUUUAAUUUACAUAGGGGGAGGAUGAGUUAGUCCC